This is a messenger RNA of Fomitiporia mediterranea MF3/22, 1624 nucleotides long. RefSeq lists its product as uncharacterized. The record is from RefSeq and is a predicted model, not a curated record. NCBI's taxonomy places the organism in Eukaryota, Fungi, Basidiomycota, Agaricomycetes, Hymenochaetales, Hymenochaetaceae. The transcript has 9 exons. The coding region runs from base 240 to 1427 and encodes 395 amino acids.
GUAACUCCCCAUAAUGUCUCUGCUGCUGCUGCAUCCUUCGUAACACACGCAAAACUUUCCCUUAAGAAGCGCCACUAGCCAUGACAAUCGAGGGGCAUGGCAUGCUACUUGGAACGACUCUUCAGCGCCGGUAGUGUCUACUUAUGCCUCACUCUACUCUGGAAUUCCCUCGUGGUUGCUCUCAGUCUCCCUUACGCUUACUUCCCGUACCGGUCUCCACCUAAUCAACAUAGGAGGGGAUGCCAAUCCCUGUCUCUUUACUUGGCUCGUCGUACCAGCUUGUCGUUGGUCCACUUCUUAUUGGAGUCGUUGUCAAUGCGCUCGUUUUCGGAAUCUGCGUCAUGCAACUGAUCGCGUACUUUCUCUCGGAAUUCAAGGACAAUUGGUGGAUACUGGGGAUGUUAUGCUGGAUCUACGCAAUCGACACAUUCCAAGUGUGCACAUCUGUUUCAAUGCUCUGGCAUUACACCGUUACGAACUUUGCCAACCCCAUUUCGCUCGCAUUCGCCCCAUGGGAGUACGCCACAGUACCUGUAUUUUCGUCAAUUGCACCUGUCCCGAUCCAUUUCUUCAUGGCCUACCGCAUUAUGCGCUUCUCUCGUUCAAAGCUCCUAUUUGUUUAUAUCGCGGCAUUGUCAUUGGGUCAAGCCGUAUUAGCGUGUGCAGGCGCCGCUCAGGGUCUGACACAUACUACGAUCCAAAGCCAUAUUAUGCUUGUCCCAACCGAGGUUGCGUGGAUUAUAUUGAGCAUCUUAUGUGAUUUGAGCAUUUCCGGUUUAUUGUUAUACUAUUUAUCGAGGAGCCGGACUGGAUUUGAACGGACAGACUCGAUCAUUUCGAGAAUAUGUACAACGAUCAUCAAGGCUUCUGUACCAGGAACCAUUCUCUGUAUCCUUGACCUGUGCUUCCUUAUGACGAUGCCAGACAACAAUUUGCAUUAUAUGUUCCUGCUGCCUGUCGGACGGCUAUACACGAACACUGUUCUCUGUACACUGAAUGAACGCAGACGGCUUCGCUCGCACUUGGAGAACUUGACGUCGAACCAGCAGGGCAUUAAUCUUGCCACGAUUGCUUCCUCGAGACGCCACCUCCAACGGAACACUAUGCACGCUCAUUCUGACGUGGACGAAACUCUCGAUCAGAAUGGACCAUUAGACCUCGAGAGCAUACUCACUGGUCUUCGAAUGAUGAAGGCUGGCGAUGGCUUCGUUGAUAUCAAGCUUGGUCCACGCGAAGGAUCGUUGGAAGAUCAAUACGUUACGGUCAAUGCGCUGUUGCGUGGGAAUGGAUGUAGGACUCAGAGUACUGGUAGUACAGAAGUGGGGGGCGAAGAGGCAGAGAGCGUGCAGGUGAGGUUUGAGCAUGGUAGUUCUGUGACGUGCGGGGAUAAGGUCUCCACCGGAGAAGGAGUUGGUACUGACGAUUAGGUGCAAUAUGACUUCCCUACUUCCACCCCUUUUCCAUUACUAUAGUCAUUGUCAUACCCCUUAAUCAACACCCGCACUUCUGGGCCUUGGUACAUUACUUACGGUAUUAUUACAAUCAUUCCCCAUCCUCGUAUCUGCCUUCUCUUGAAUCGGACUGUAAAUAUCGUGGAGUAGACACUGUACUUUUUUAUUAAUCA